Messenger RNA from Python bivittatus (Burmese python), 1477 nucleotides. The record is from RefSeq and is a predicted model, not a curated record. NCBI's taxonomy places the organism in Eukaryota, Metazoa, Chordata, Lepidosauria, Squamata, Pythonidae.
GAGCUCCCGAUGGGGGCUGAGAGGCUGCACCGCCCGGCCUCUCUCUGGCUUCUCCCCCAGCCCUUUGUUAAGCUCCGGCUCAUGCCCGCGAGCUCCUGGCAGGGCGGCUCAGGCGGCAGCUGAGGGAGCCCCAGCGCGAUCUCCGCGCGCACCGCUGCUUAAGUUUGCUGCUCGCGGGCGGGCAGCGAAGGGGAGGCGGUGCAACUGCGGGGGGAGAAGAGAGUUUCCUCUGAUUCUUGUUGCUGCCCCGCGGCUCCGCGGACGGGGGAGCCUGACGCGGCGGGGCAUCUUCUGCCCCGUCUCUCUUCUCGGAGGGCAUCGGAUGUGGAGCCUCCCUUCGCGGCAGCGUCAGAUUAGCGGCCUCCCGUCGAAUCGGAAGCCCUCCCAGGAAUCUCCGAGUUUGGACCCUCACACGCCUCUCGGGCAUCGGCUUAAGCGCCUCCUUCCCUCCCCUGGGGAGAUGUUCCAUUAGGGGCGACCCAGCGCGCCGCCGCCUGUUUUGCUUUGCCUUCAGUUCCGGGAGUGGAUUUUAUGCUUCGAGGGAGGAACGGAACCGCCUGUGUCUCCUGCGAGCCCCGCCAUGUCGACGGCGAUCACCGCCGCGGAAAAAGUGGAUGGCUUCACCCGGAGGUCGGUGCGCAAGGCUCAGAAGCAGAAGCGGUCGCAGGGCUCCUCGCAGUUCCGCAGCCAGAGCAGCCAAGUGGAGCUCUUCCCGCUGCCCCAGCUCAAAGAUGCCACUUCAAAUGAACAACAAGUCCUCUUCUGCCAGAAAUUACAGCAGUGCUGUGUAUUAUUUGAUUUCAUGGACUCUGUCUCUGACUUAAGGAGCAAAGAAAUUAAAAGAGCAACACUGAAUGAACUAGUGGAAUAUGUUUCAACAAAUCGUGGUGUGAUUACUGAAUCAGCAUAUUCGGAAAUUGUAAAAAUGAUUAGCUCUAAUAUCUUUAGAACACUUCCUCCAAGUGAAAAUCCAGAUUUUGAUCCAGAAGAGGAUGAGCCUACAUUAGAAGCUUCAUGGCCCCAUAUACAGCUGGUGUAUGAAUUUUUACUAAGGUUUUUAGAAAGUCCUGAUUUCCAGCCUAGCAUUGCAAAACGUCAUAUUGACCAGAAAUUUGUACAGCAGCUGUUGGAGCUUUUUGACAGUGAAGAUCCACGAGAGCGUGACUUUCUAAAAACAGUACUUCAUCGAAUUUAUGGCAAAUUCCUUGGAUUAAGAGCAUUCAUCAGGAAACAAAUCAACAAUAUUUUUCUCAGGUUUAUAUAUGAAACAGAACAUUUCAAUGGUGUUGCUGAGCUACUUGAGAUACUGGGAAGUAUUAUCAAUGGUUUUGCAUUGCCACUGAAAGGCGAACAUAAACAGUUCCUUCUGAAGGUUCUUAUUCCCAUGCAUACUGCAAAGGGAUUAGCUUUAUUUCAUGCACAGCUGGCGUACUGUGUUGUUCAGUUCCUGGAAAAAGAUAUGACAUUAACAGAGCCG